Molecule: messenger RNA, 269 nt
Organism: Staurois parvus
Lineage: Eukaryota; Metazoa; Chordata; Amphibia; Anura; Ranidae
Source: the annotation of a GenBank genome assembly
AAGUGUAUUUGCUUUGGAAGAAUAAAUCACCUCAAAUUAAAGUGUCCUACAUGUGUGUGGAUGUUGCUGCGUUAUAUAAAACUAUUAGAAUAGUUUUUCACAUUUUAGAACAGGGGUGCCUUAAUACUCUCCAUAAUUUUAAAGGGUGCCUUGACUGAAAAAAGGUUGUUGAGAAACACUGGCCUAGAUAAUUCACAGCACUGAGGAUUAUAAUUAACAUCAUAUUUUGAGAGAUCAAUAAGUCCCUCACUAUAUAUCAGUUCUGAUAU